Amoebophrya sp. A120 is the source of this 8000-nucleotide messenger RNA. The record is from the annotation of a GenBank genome assembly. Lineage: Eukaryota; Dinophyceae; Syndiniales; Amoebophryaceae.
CGGAUUCGACGGGAACUCCAGGACCGCAUCGACGAAGGAUGGACGCGGCGUAUGCAAUACAAAUAAUUUUCUGUACAUCCUCCACACCACGUACAACAAAAUGCAUCACAAAUUUCAACAACUUCGAUCAAGCCACUUGUCAUGCUGUUGAAUAGCACAAGCACUGAAAGAAAGUAUAUAACGCGGAAACCGCGUUUGUAUGUCCCGUCAUGUACGGGAAAUUUACUGUGGAUACGACGGACGUUGAACGGCCAAAGUGAACUUCCUGCGUACUCACCAGUGGUUGCUUCCGACAGCGACCGCGCACGCAACACGGUUAAGGUUGACUGGUUCAGUACUAUUGGACGGGAGUGGACGGAGGCGCGCAUCGCGAUCGCCUGCAAAGCAGUCUGUCCCCUGGAGCUGCAGAGUUUGAUAGACACGACAGAAGACGAGGGUGCCACGAGACCGAAGGGUGGUCGCAUGCCGUUCUCUGAACAAGAGGCCCGGCUUGCCCGUCGCCGACUCGCCAUGCUACACAGACUCGAACUUCCGGUUUUUUAUGAAUUUCCGUCAGGACGACAGCUCGUACGAAUUGCUUUCGGAAAUAAAAAAGACUCCUCGGACCACGAAAAUUUUUUUACCGGAUAUUUUAAAGGUACUAGCUGAUCUUUUUUUGCCGAGAAGUGAUGUUGAACUUAAAGUUGAUCUGAAAGAAGAAUGAACCCUAUACAAUCUAUUCUUGCAUGCCACAGGAAGAUUUUUCAGGUACGUCGCCGAAGCUAAUAGGAACAGUUAAUGACAUAAUGGGUGUUGGCCUCAUUGGUGGGGCGGUACAUUUGGAUCCGUCUGCGAACGGGAGACGUGUUGCAGUGGCACCAUCGGGAUUUGGCAUUCGCACGAUCGAGCUCGACGCGCUGCCAAUCUUGCCGUCUGACGGGCAGGGGCCGCAGAACUCUCCAAACACAACAUCAGUGGUUCUUGAAGGGCCGCACAACAUUUCAACUUUUGGCACUAACUACCGAUCAGCCCCACCACUGUGUGGGAGCUCGUGUUGGUUUGGGUUUAACCCGAACUCCGACGACGCCAGCCAGCUUUUCUGCAUAGUUAAGGAUGAGUUGCUCUUGUUCGAGCUACAGGUACAGCCGAACGGUACAGCAUGGACGCAAACUAGAAGGGCUCCCACAAAGGUGCCACACCGGGGAUGCGGAGUUGCGCGGUGGCCGCGUGUUACUGGUCUUCAAUUUGGCAAAAGCAACUCGCAGUCCGUCGUUUUUCUUGACGCCGCAGCAAAACCGGCUCCGUGCGCUACAUCCGCAUCAAGCAACAACACCAAGCAAUCCGGUUGUCUUGUCACAGUCACCGCUGCCAACACUGUCACGCUGAAGACAAUGGAGUUCACCCAGACCUUUGUUCCGGCACGCUCGAAUGAAACCGAUGUUGUGACCAAUUUUCUACUGGGACGAGGAGGGACGAGCGGCAGACAGCGGCGUCAUGUUUUUCGUUCACCACGUCGACAAAGGCAUCGCCACGACCGGGCCGCCGGAGGAGCAUACGUGACUACGGAGACUGAUGACUCAGAAGAUGACUCUGACUCAUUUAAUUCGUGCGAGGAAGUAAAUGACGGUGAUACCGCUGGCUUCGAUAGCGAUUCCGACUCCGACGCCGAUUCCUUUGACGAUAUCUGCAAUACACAAGGCUGUGUGUUUCUGCCGUGCGGGUCCCCGGCGUUUUUCGCAGAUUCGCAUAGGUUAUGGCCCCUGUUCGAUUUUGCAAGUGGGGAAGUGCUCGAGCUCCAGAGGCUCCUCCUUGUGAGCAUCAAGGACGAGUCCGAGUGUCCUGACCUCGCUGCCUGGUUGCGGGACAGGAUUGCAGGCCGGCACACGACAGCCCAUCCUCCGCCAAUGCACGCCGUGACCGUGACCGCUUCCGGAGACCUCGUGUUCGCCUGGAGUGAACGCUCAACGGGUAGGCUCGCGCUCGGCUUUCUCGGGAAUCCAAUUAAAAUGGUGUCACGCAUGGCCGCGCGACUGCAAAGCACCGUUUCGGAAACGGCGCAAAAGCUGAACUCGUUUGCGACCGGCGUCGUGGGCGUUCUUGGUGAAAAUCUGUCACAACUCAAACACGCGGUGGAGCAACUGCAGGACAACUUCCUCAAAGUUUCUUGGCUGCGCGAUUUGAAGCGCUUUCACAACCGCGCAUACGUGGAAGGACUCAGGAUUGACCAGCAUAAUUGCGUCUACCUUCUUGUGCACGCCGGAUGGGGGACGGGCGAACGCGAUUGCUACUUGAUUAACCCAGUGGAUAGCCGGAUGUCGGUGAGGACGGCGAAACAUGACAUUUUUGUCUCUACUAGACGUCCAACAGGGGAGGUGCUACAGUCCGGAAGUACAACUGAGCCAGGCAGUGUCGCGAAGGGGAAGGGCGGCGCAGCUUAUCAACUAAGUCUCGCCACGAAAGGCCAUGCUUCAUCUCGCAGUACAACGAACGGAGCAGCAGCUACAAAACUCGCUCCACCGCAGCUAAGGGAGAUUGGACCUGAAGAUACGACACCAGCUUCAGCUUCUAGUACACUACAAUCAACUACGGGAAAUUCUAAUUUCCAUACCGCCGUGUCCGCUGCGACGUCGACUUCGCGCUAUUACCUUCCAUUGGCGGAACUGCAGAAAAUUUUUCCCCCGCCGUGCGACCGCUUCGUGGUUAUCUCCCAGAUGUUCCCCUUCAAAAAUGAUAUGAUGGGUAGCAUCCAGAAGGCAAUGGAGUGGGCGGCACAGGCAAAACCGCACUGCAGCCUCCUCCGCACGGCAGACGAUAACUUCGCGCUGCAGGCUGCCAACACUGUGAUGAACACUGGACCCCUUGCUACGCACUGCGCACUUCUGUCACCGAGCGACAUUCGGUCCCGGUUAGCCAAAAUUGCUGCACGCAUCGUCGGUGGAGCCGCUUGCCAUUGGAUGGAGGAAACUCCAUACACAGGAGCUGCAGCAUCUACUUCAUCCAGCAGCAGUGGCAGCACCCAGAACGCGACUACGCCACUAUUUGCUUCGGCGCCGCUCCUUCAUGAGAGAAUCCUUAUUGACGGAGGGAUCGACGGCGUUCUGAAACAAAAUGAUCAUAUGUUCGAUCCGGCAGGGCGUCAUCAAGAAAUGCGCAACGCGGCCCGGCUCGGAAAAGGAGGAAGUAGUAGAGGCAACGACGAUGCGAAAGGCAGUGCGAUGGCGGCAAUCCUGGCCAUCUGUCAGAGCGCUUCGCCGCGGACUGUUUUAUCCCUCGUAAAGCCACUGGUGAAGGUGUUCAAAGCUGCGGAAAAAACUCGUGCAAACGCAAGCAGCCAGGAGGACCCUUUUGCGCGCAUGGCUAUGGGAAUGGAAGACCAACACAUCGGAAUCUUGUCACACGGACUGUUUUUCCACGUUAGAAAUGUCUGGGAAGCACUGCAGCGAUAUCCGCGGCUGCUGGAUGUUGUUGACGUUGGUGCAGCUGCUGGAACUAGUCCACCUGGCACGACAGACGCCGCUGGCUCGGUCCUGCAAGCUAUGCUCAACAAGGAGUUUUACGACCGUGUGAUGCCACCACUGGAGACGUCGGGUCUUCUGCGCUACCUGGAGAAAAAGAUGCUGCGUGAAGUUAUCGGCGACGAACCAAUCGAAGUUGCGCCAGAGGUGACCGCAACCCGGCUCAUCGAGGAGGCCGUCGCGCUGGGAGACUAUGGUCGGCCCAAGAUGCUGUACUACCACUACAUCGGGCACGACACCUCCCUGCCGCGCCGUCGCGCCCUUGCAGAGGAAGCGCUGAACGUCUAUCCCGAUUGCGUGGGCGCGUAUGGAGUACUUGCAGCUGUAGAAUACCACGAAACGAUAUCCGCAGCAGGUGCUGGUGGGGCUCGAUUGUUGCCCGCUUCCGAGUCUUUUGAAUCAGCGAUCGCCAAAGCCGAGGCGGGCAUCGAGAUUGGGUGCGCAGCGAACGAGAAGUGGAAGGCCGCAUACGAAGCAGCGCGUCGAAGUGCUGGCGGGGGUCGCGAUGUUGUAGUUGACACUCAAGGACGAGACCGAGGCGACGACCGGCGGCGAGGACAAGAUGAAAACAAUCUUCAUGAAGACGACGAACUCGCUCCCGACCGUCUGCCCUGGGGACACCCUGACAACCGUCCUUUCCUGCGGCUUCUCGCCACCAUGAUGCACAUCCUCGACACCGCGGAGCGAGCUGGGCGGAGCGCUCGCGGAGGCACAAGUGCCCUGGGCAUGGCUCGCAUUUUACUGUGCCUGAACCCCAGUGAUAACCAAGGCAUCCGGAGCGAGCAAGUACGCAUCGCUUCAGAACAGAUGAACGUGGACGGGGUGCGAGAGAUAGUGGAAUCUGCAAGCUUCAAGGACACGAGUGAUGUGUGUUUAGAUUACAGCCGGCUUCUGGUUGCGAUUGUGGACGGCAGGCCCGACGCCGAAAUAUCUGCUCUGUUUGCAAAGGCCUUGAAAAACUACCCCUGGGCGGCACUUCUCCUGCAUGCCUCAGCAAAUCAACCCUGGUCCAACCCGAAUCACAGCCGGCUCAUGCAGGCCGCAAGAGGUGCCAAGGAACAGCUGUUAGACGGAAUUACUCACGGGUCACCAAGAGAGGCUGCGGACUAUGUCGACACGGCAUGGCCGUUGUGGGCUGGCGUCACCACAAAUCCGCCGAUGAAACCGUGGCUGUGGAUGAAUCGGCUGGAACUUGACACCCACAGCAGCGCUGCGUUUCGUGGUCCCGGCGCCCUAUCAGAGCUAGGUGACGCCGGCGCCCCUCCUCCAAAGGUGCCUCCUUUGGCCGAACUCCAGCGAGUGCUCUCGAAAAAAACAAUCCUGAUUCGCUACAAGAAGAAAAAUGUGCACCGUGGACAAUCGGCGCAACCAAAGUCGCAAGCCGGUCGACGAGGCGCUCGCGGGACGCAUCAACCAAAUCGAAAUCACGCAGCGCCUUUCGAGGAAAGCGUUGUCUGCUGCACCACAAACAUGCGAGCGAUUCCGUUCUACGGCCGGGCGUGGAAGCGAGACCUUCGGCUGGAGAACGGGCAGUUUGCGCUGUACGUUUCAGACCACAUGAGAGGCCUUGGCAAGGACACGGGUAGCUGCGAUCCCUUCCUGGUGAACGAAAACCCGGAAGACCGCCCCGCGCUUGCGCACAAGGGCUGGCUCGGUUUGCGGUACGAAGACAUCAUCGACGUGCCCUACUUCGCACACUACCAAACCGACCUGAUUCCUGACGACCGUGAGGUUCGGAAUCCCUGGGAGGAGUUCGGUGAAGAUCUUGACGCAGGCCUACGCACUGAGAUGACGGUCGAACAGGUCGAAAACACGAAAUCCGCACUGGAGAAGAGCCAGCGGCACGAGGCGAUCGAAAUUCGCAAAAACCAACUUUCCUCCGAGUGGCUUUCUCAGGUACAUCGCAUGCGCGACACGCUGCACGUGGGUUGCAAAGUAUCGGAGAACAACAAGAAGGGUCUGGACGCUUGUCUCGAAAACAUCCAAACUCUUCUCCAAGAAUUCGACGGGAGCGCCAUUCUAUGGCAUUCUCAAACGUUACACUCUCAACUGUUACAUAAAUUUGUGAUGGAAGAAUGGGAAAAGUGAGGAAGCGACCGUGGCCUUGCGCGACGUCUUGCGUGACACAUUUGGCACAGAUUCCCAGUCUGUUUGGCCAUUCGAGACUUAGUUAUGCGAAGCAGCUUGAUCGUGUCGAUUGUGAUCGGAAUUUUCCAUGACAAAGCGUGUAGCAGCUAUGGAUGUAACGUUUGAGAACGCCAUGCAUUCUCCUUGCGGCGUCGAAUGCGGACGACCCUUCACCGGACGAAAUGGACGGAGACGACAACGUCGAAAUUGCGGCAGCGAAGUCCGUAUGCAUUGCAAAAGUUAAAGUAUCGCACUAGGACUACGACUAGUAGCUAUGGGUUAUUGCAUUACAAAUAAUUUUGCUAUAACACAAAAGUGGAAUUUGAAUUUGUAAUGCUGGUUGGGAAACGUAUUUGUCAUCUGCAUGGCUGCAACGUAUACGAGUGCGAUACAACUUUCGCAAUUCAUAGCCCGUCGUUGAAACUUUGUCUCUGCGCGACGAGGCGAACAUGAACAGCGCCGAGCCGGGCACGUCCAAGCUCCGGCGUGUCCUGGAAACGGACAUCCCGCUGCUUCGUGCAGAAUUAGCGCGCCUCGAGGGCAUCAAAGCGGGCGCAGCGGAAGCUGCGAAUACCUGCGGGGCUGCGAGCACGUCUACUGUGCGUGCGUUCGUAUGCCCGCACUGCAAUGAGGACCAGCAAAACAAGGACAAAUUGAAGCGGCAUCGGAAAAAAUGCGAAAAUCGUGAGGUGAUGUGUCAAGAUUGCGGCGAGUUCAUGCCUGCCAGCGAGCUGAACAACCAUCAGCAGACCACCUGUGCCUACGCUAUGAAGACCUGCGGCAAGUGCGGUGCCCGCGUGAAGGCAGUUGCGAUGGAGAGGCACCAGCAGGAGACGUGUGAGUUUCGAGAAGUUUCGUGCGGCCAAACCAAUGCAAAGAACGUGGCCUGCUGCAAAUGGCGCGGCCCCCUCCACGAGCGUGCGGUGCACCAACAGAGCUGUCCGUUCACAAAACUGACGUGCGAGGUGUGCCUGGUCGAGGUGCUGCAAUACGAGAUGCCGGCUCACCAUUGCCAGACGGUGACGGCCGAGGAGUGCUGCGUGAUUUGCGCGAUUCCAUACGGCGAGCUGCUUGACGCCGGGAACUUUCUUCCAGCCAUCCCGAUCCUAGAAGGCAAGCGAACCUGUACCUGCAAAUCGUGGAACCACUGUGUCUCGUGCUUCACCGGUCACCUGGCCGUGAAAAGAGCAAACGCAGCGAAGAAAGGCGAUCCUCUCACGAAGCACAUGACCUGCCCCGUCUGUGCCCAGCCCUGUGACUCCGCAACGACGGUGCCGCGGUACCUGGUGACCGGUGCAGACGUGUAUGCACGCUUGCCGUCACAGACCGCAAAACUCGGCACAAUCUGCUGGGUCUCUCCUCUCGACGUCCACUUUACGCAUGACACGAUCAAAUCCGAAUUCCGGGACUACGUGGACACGAGUUCUGGUCGCGCGGUACGGCAGACAAACAAGAGCAUCCUGGACUCGCUGGCGGAACAGCUGCAAGCAGUCGCUCAAAACACGCCAGCGACCUUGGACUGCCUCGACGUGUGCUGGGCAACUGCACCCACGAAGAACGCAACAACUGACGACGAGAGCGCCCCCACACCAGGAGGUGGCGGCUGUCAUCCUCCAGCGGGCACGAAAACUCUCUUCCUCGCGGGGACUGGUAACCGAAGGCUCUGCAUGUGGAGGAUACUUGCGCUGAUGCGCCCCCGCAAUUUUUCACUGAUCAAGGUGCGCCUCGUUGACCACAGCAACCCACGAGUGAAGUUCGCCGAAAAGUGCACCACGAAGUGCGACGGCAAGUGGAUCCAGGUCCGGAAAGCAGGGGGCGGCGGGCCGCCGAUCUUCGUCGGGCAGCACAAAGAGCAGACUGGAUGUGACCCAGGACUGCAGUGGCCAGAUGCCAUGAAGGUCCUGAAGCGUCACAACUGCUGAAACGUCGAAUCCACGUCGACGUCCGCAGGCUCGCAUCCGAUUCCAACUUUUUCCGUUUCAGGAAUCUGCGUUGCAGCGUAUGAGGACCAGUGAAUGAAGGCACAAGAACCUAAGAGCGAAGAUUUAGUGCUGACCAAAUCCCCAAACAGGAUUCACUAUCGUUUUCCUAUGUCUUUGUGUACGCUCGCUCCGUUAAUGUUAGUACUUUGUUGCCGUUCAUCUAAUUUAUCGAAUUAUUUAUUAUCAUUCACUUUCACACUCCGUAUCUCUGCAGCACCCGCUUCUACUGCAGUUUUCGUUUUCCUUUGAACAUACUUAUUUGUCGAGAGGUUCGACGAUUUCUUGGAAUACUACGUGUAGAACCUGGCAGCGCCUUUGCAAACAAGUGACUUCUUGGACCACGCCUUUGCAAACAAGUGAUUAAGGGUGGCGAACGCGGCGAGAGCGCAUCAGUUUU